CCAGCCAGUGUUUGGCAGAGAUAAGACCCCCCUCAACAUCCUCUCUUUAUUCCGGGCUUUUUGUUUGCUUUUGUCCUGACACAAAACAAAAACUCCUCCGGGGACUGCAGCGGCGAGGCAAGAGUAAGAGGGAGAGCGGUGAUGACAGAGGAGAGGUGUGCCAAAGUGGAGCAGUAUGUUGGUGAAAUUAAAGGUGGCCUGAGACCAACCAUGAAACUCACAGUCAUAGGCGUGGUACACUCCAAACCCAAGAGCUUUUCAGUGACUCUGCUCUGUGAUCCAGUGGAUGCCAACAAAGAUGUUGGGCUGUUAUUUACAGUUAACUUCAGUGAGAAAUCCAUCACCCGAAAUGCACGAAUUGCUGGGAAAUGGGGAAGAGAAGAGAAGACUAUUCCCUACUUUCCAUUUACAGCAGGUGACACGUUCAAGAUGGAGCUCUUAUGUGAACACCAGCAAAUACGAGUCUUAGUUGAUGGACGGCAGCUCUGUGAUUUCACUCACCGCAUUCAGCCUCUGAACUUGGUGAAAGCUUUGCGCAUCUCGGGGGACAUCAAGCUUACCAAAGUGGCUUGAAAAAAAGAGACCAGGAUGUCACCAGAGGACAGAGGAAAAUGAAGCUUUUCCAGAACUGAAAGGUUUUGACAGCUGUGGAUUUCACAGUCUUCUCUGGACCAGCUCUAGGAAACGAUAUCUGCAGCUGAAACUGCACUGCCCAUUCUUGUUCUUGCAUGUAAUUAAAACUGCACCUUUGCUGGCAAAUUUCUUUGUGAGCUCUCUUAAAUAUUUGAACGCAUGUAAGUAUUAUGCUGUUAUUUCAUUGCUGGAGCUUUUGAGGGAAAUCCUAAAUACAUGGCUAUUCUAAUGAAUAAACAAGCAUGUAUCAUA
Serinus canaria (Common canary) is the source of this 885-nucleotide messenger RNA. Its product is annotated as galectin-related protein A-like. NCBI's taxonomy places the organism in Eukaryota, Metazoa, Chordata, Aves, Passeriformes, Fringillidae. The record is from RefSeq and is a predicted model, not a curated record. The transcript is spliced from 5 exons. Gene Ontology annotation, molecular function: carbohydrate binding. Bases 142 to 573 code for a protein of 143 amino acids.